Molecule: messenger RNA, 446 nt
Organism: Colias croceus (clouded yellow)
Lineage: Eukaryota; Metazoa; Arthropoda; Insecta; Lepidoptera; Pieridae
Exons: 4
Coding region: 61-369 (102 amino acids)
Source: RefSeq, a predicted model, not a curated record
GGAAGACGAUUCAUAUGCCCACAAGUCAGUCUUCAAGUGUUGACAAAGCAAGAGCACAUAAUGAUUAAUAAUAUUAAAAUGAAUCACAUAAUUAUUAUGUGCGGUUGUCUACUUUUUACUAUAUGUGUCGAUUCCAGAUCAAUUGAAAAAAACAACAAUAUCAACAUUCAUCCCGUAGAAAAGUUUGUUGAGGUAAAAAACAGAUACAAAAGGGACUUUUCAUAUGAAGAAAUAUUAAACAGACUUCAAUUUCCUGACGUGACAUCUACUAGUUAUGUAAAAAAAAUUAUUGGUACUGGACCAUUAGCCAACAACAUUGUUAUGGUUGGCUUUGGAAAGGAUAAUAACAAUUAUAUUUCUUUCCGAUAAGAAAUGAUUAAUUGUUUGUUGUGAGUAAUGUGAAUAUUGGAAUAAAAUUUUCUAAUUAAAAUAAACGUUUUGUGUAA